AUCUGCAAAUAUUUUCGUCGGGCGUAGAUUAUAUAGAGGUGCUGGUACUCUGCUGGUUGUCGAAAGAUAGUAGCGUGUGGCGUUCUCUGAUCAAAUAAAUUGUUUUCGUGGAUUUGAUGGACGUAUGGUGUCAAUUAACGACGAUAUAGAUUUUUAUCGUGAAAGUGUGCCAUUAACGAUCGAAACAUUAUCGUUGCUUACUCGACCUUUCAUUAUUCCGGUCUAGCAGGAAAUAUGAUAAUUGCCCCUAUAGUUGAUUAGCUGCUGGUGUUGAUAAUAACAUGGUGCUAAUAUAUGAUAAGCCCGUGCCGUGUACGUCUACACACCACUCAGAGCUAAUACCAUCGAGACAAUUCUUCGACAGUCUUCGGUCGGUGUUUAAUAGCGAAACAAUCCAUAAGGUCACAGAUGUUUCAUAAAAUAACCAGAAAUAUUUCCUACGAUAAUUUCAACGUUUGUUAUUUAUCCUAAAGUGUGCGUAUAACACGACAAGAUGUUUGAAAUCUUUUAUCUGGGAUUGUAUUUAUUAUUUUUCGGCAAUUGCAUUGGCGAUUAUUCGGAUUGGGACACAAAAUGGCAAAUGCUGUGCCCCGAUUUGUAUCCCAGAGUUUUUACGAGCUAUACACCUCGUGGAAAUCUUUCCAGCGGAGUAUAUCUUAGCCAGCCUUCGACCGGCAUGCAACAUUGCGUCGCUACGUGUUGUACCAAGCCCACUUGUAACGUGGCGUUUAUGCAUAAUGAUACUUGUUAUCACGUACAAUGUGAAACUUCACAAAAAUGUGUACCUUUGUAUAGAGCAGAUUUAGCAAACGAAAGCCCACCAAGCAUGGUUCUAGUUAAACCUGUAGAAGAUUAUGAGGCAUGGAAUGAGUUGUUGGCUCAAAUAAAUGACGAUACUGGUACAUUAUUUACGGAUGCUAGAGAAAGAGAUGAUAUUCUUUUUGGUGGAACAAAUGGAUUGAGCUGCAUCACCCAGACAAAUUGUUUGGAAAACGAAUUGUGCAUUAAAAAUCAGGAUAAAUCUGAUAUUGGAGUUUGUCAAUGCUCUGUUGGAUUUAAACGUAAUAUUGGAGGAAUUUGUACAUUGGUGGAAGACAUAGAACUUGGUGUAACACCACAAAUAAAGGCACAGAUUUCAAAAGAUUCCAGUACAUCUAUAAAACCACCUGUGAAACAGCUGUUAGUUUCUGUAGUUUCAAAGGAAGUACGCUUACCAGAGAACGAAGUAACAUUGUCUGCUUACACUGUACCUGCAGAGCAGGAAAAUGAACAUUACAAUUAUGCCUGGAGCCUUCUAGGCCAACCAAAAAACCACACUGGCAUAAUGACUGAUCAGAAUCGCAUGACUGUUAAAUUAAGUAAUCUAUCAAAGGGCUUAUAUACAUUUAAAGUGACUGUGAACAAUCCAAAUGCUUAUGGUGAAGCAUACGCAAAUGUCAUCGUCUUGCCGCCCAAAAGAAUAAAUCAAGCGCCAAUUGCCGUAAUUUCCCCUGCUUCGCAAGUUGUGAAACUACCAAAUACCGGAGCUGUGUUAGACGGUUCGUCGAGCAAAGACGAUGAUCGAGUCAUUUCUUAUCACUGGGAAUUGCAACAAGGUCCCAUUGGAUAUCAACCUAAUCUAGUCGAUACACCCACGUUACAGUUAGAUAAUCUUAUUCCUGGCAAUUAUACUUUUAAGUUGACCGUCGAAGAUUCCGAUCACAUUACAAACUCUACAAGCGCAAAUAUAACGGUUUUGAAAGUAACCAAUUAUCCGCCAAGUGCAAAUGCGGGGCAGGAUAUUAUUAUAUAUUUACCUCAGAAUACACUAACUCUCAAUGGUAGUUUGAGCUCAGACGAUCACGGUAUAGCAAGCUGGGAGUGGACUAAAAGUCCCUCUGAUCAGAACAAAGCAGUGGAUAUGCAAAAUACACGAACGCCGUAUUUACAACUGUCUAAUUUGGAAGAGGGAAUGUAUACGUUUGUGCUAAAAGUAACAGACGACUCUCAACAGUCUUCUACAGCCGAGGUUCACGUGUUCGUGAAACCACCUACAAAUAAACCGCCAACAGCCGAUGCAGGUGAAGAUAUAACCAUAGCGCUACCAGAAACAAGAACAGUACUCGAUGGCCAAAAAAGCAAAGACGAUAUUAAAAUCGUAUCUUUCCAUUGGGAGCAAGUGAGUGGUCCCAGUAGUGCCGAAUUCUCUGCAGUCAAUGAAUCAAUUACCAAUGUUACAAAAUUGACAAAGGGUGACUAUGAGUUCAAACUGACUGUGAUCGAUGAUAAUGGGAACAAAGACUCCGACACCGUGAAACUAAAAGUUACACAAAAUAAAAAUGCUCCUCCUAAAGCGAACGCGGGUGGUGACCAGGUCGUCGUAGAACCCGUCAGUGUACUGAUUAUUAAUGGAUCUCAGUCAACCGACGACUUAAAAAUUAGCGAUUGGACGUGGACAAGAGAUUCAUCUAGUCUUGCAAUAGGUACUAUAGUUCAGAAUACGGACAAAUCACCGAUUUUAAUGUUGACCGAUAUCAUUCCGGGUAGAUACUUGUUUAGAUUGAAAGUAACAGACGACCAAGGACUCAGUAGCGAGGAUACUGUGUCUGUGAUAGUGAAGUCUGAUCCACAAUUAAUGCAUCUGGUUGAACUGAUAUUGAAUAUUGGCGCGAACAUGUUGACUGUAUCGCAAAAGAAUUCAUUAGUGUUAAAACUACAAAUGUUACUACGAGACGAAGCUUCGAUCGUCGUUCGAAAUUUAAGAGUAGAACCGCACACGGGUAGAGCAGUGUUAAUUUUCUAUGUAGAGAAGAAAGGGGGUAAGACGACUAUGCCUGGACCGGAGGUAGUCAAACGAUUGAAACAGAAACUUAGACAGGAUUCGGGACUUCUUCAAUUAUCCGUAGCAAACAUCGACACUGCCGUGUGUCAAAAUGACUGUUCGGGCCAUGGAGUAUGCGAUCAGGAAACAAGAUUAUGCAUGUGCGAGGCAUUUUGGAUGCAAAAUUUAAUACAGAAGUAUUUCGGCAAUGGCGAUUCCAAUUGCGACUGGAGCAUUCUCUACGUGAUAAUAGCAUUGUUAUCUCUGGUCGUGUGCUGGGUAGGCCUUAUUUGGGGUCUUGUUUGUCUAUGCCAAAGAAUGUGCGCAGGAAAACGACGCUCGCUUCGGGCUAAAAAGAAACCACCACAUUACUCUCUAUUGCAACCAGAACCAGAAGAUGACAGUAACACAUUUUCAACGCAUAAAAUGGUACUGUCCGAAUCGACCACGGAUUCCGACGACGUCUUGUUCGAGCAUCGUAAGGUGAAAAAUAGCAAUCAAGCUAGAAACGGUAAAUCUCGAAAUGGUUUUAUUAAAGUGGGCUCUAGAGUGAAAACAUGAGGUAACAGAUAAAAGCGUUAGCAUCUAAUUGGAACGUGCGUUAAGUAAGUUGUAAUUUAAUUGCACGUUCGAGGGAUGUACAUGUAGAACGUAAGAUCUCGUUAAGCGACGCACACUUGUGAACGUUUGGCCAAAAUGUAAAAGUACUAGUCACUUACAGGGCUGUAAUUUUAAGUACGUACCUAACGCGAAUAAUAUGAUUUAAUGAUCCAUACGAUGAACAAAAAGAAUUUGAACGAAAUAGAUGUACUUAAGUACCGAUUAGAGAGAUACGAGCACACGCUCGCUUCAUUGCAUCUUAUUUAACUUAUCCAUGGUUAAUAUGUCAUGUAUCUACUUGAAUUGUGUACUUGAAUUUGAGGCUUUUAUUAUGUAAACAUGUAGAUGCACCAUUGUUUGUACACACACACACAGACGAUAACAUAGCACAAUGAUGGAACUUGGUUGAUCACGGCCUUAGAAAGUAUUGGA
Colletes gigas is the source of this 3832-nucleotide messenger RNA. Its product is annotated as dyslexia-associated protein KIAA0319. Gene Ontology annotation, cellular component: plasma membrane; cytoplasmic vesicle. NCBI's taxonomy places the organism in Eukaryota, Metazoa, Arthropoda, Insecta, Hymenoptera, Colletidae. The record is from RefSeq and is a predicted model, not a curated record. The transcript is spliced from 14 exons. The coding region runs from base 494 to 3361 and encodes 955 amino acids.